AUGAACCGGGUGCUGGUCAGAGACUUGCUGCGUCGAACUCACCGGAUCUCAGUGACAGCGGCAGCACAGUAUUCAAAUCGACAGGCGUUUCACAGUUCACCGUCAUGGCGUGUUGUCAGGCCGUAUCUCCUCGCAGACAUUGGAGAAGGAAUCACAGAGUGUCAGAUCAUCAAUUGGUCGGUAAAGCCCGGGGACCACGUUGCACAGUUCGACCCCAUAUGUGAAGUCCAGUCAGAUAAAGCUACUGUAGAGAUUACCUCACGAUUUGACGGCGUGGUCAAAGCCCUCCAUUACGAGCAGGAUGAAGUUGCCCUCGUCGGGAAGCCACUGUUGGAUAUGGAUAUCGCGGACGAUAUAACGGGGGAUUCAGUUCUUGCGGAGGUUCCUGAACAGGAAGAACCAUCGGAAAUUAGAGAUGAACCAGAGAAAGGAAUCUUUGGGGGACAGAUUGAACAGCCCACGCCAUCACUCCAGCCACAGUCUGAUACACAGGCCUCGUCGUCGGCCCUAUCCACACCGAUGUUGAAGGAAAACCGCCCCGCCAGAUCUCCCGCACUCCUCACUCCGGCGGUGCGACAUAUGCUUAAGCAGGCGGCUAUCGAUGUAACGGAUGUCCAGGGGACUGGUCGAGAUGGACGCAUCACCAAAGACGAUGUCCAGCGUUAUAUCCAGACACAAUCGAGCUCGAGUAUCUCCCCGCCGCUGCCGACUGCUCCGGACGUCAGUGCAUUGUCGCAGAAAGUGGCAGAGGACAAGGCCAUACCACUGACCCCGACCGAGAAGCACAUGUUCAAAGUCAUGACCCAUUCCCUGACGAUCCCUCACUUCCUGUACACGCACAGCGUAGACGUCACCUCCAUCAACUUCCUGCGCCGCAAGUUCAACACAAGCCCGAGUCUCUCAUCCACGCUCUCCACGCCCGACACUUCCGUGUCGAAGCUGACGAUCCUACCCUUCAUCAUGAAGGCGCUGUCGCAGGCAUUUGCACGGUUUCCAAAACUCAAUGCCCAUCUAGAUACCACCACGAAUCCGUCCAACCCACAACUGAUUCUCAAGUCCUCGUGCAACUUCGGCAUCGCAGUCGACACCCCUCAGGGCCUGCUCGUGCCCGUGGUCAAGAAUGUGGAGAGCCACUCCAUCAUCUCCCUCGCGGCGGAGAUCAAGCGGUUGAGCGACCUCGCGCAAGCUGGACGUCUGGCGCCAGAGGACUUCAAGAAUGCCACCUUCACCAUCAGCAACAUCGGAAGCAUCGGCGGCAGUGCGGUGGCCCCUGUGAUUGUGGCGCCGAUGGUCGGGAUCCUGGGGGUCGGCAGAGCUCAGAAUGUCCCGGUUUUCACGACGGACGAGCACGGUGUCGAGCACGUCGUCAAGCAGGAGCAGGUGGUGCUGAGCUGGAGUGCCGAUCACAGAGUUCUAGACGGCGCCACCGUCGCCAAAGCCGCUGAAGUCGUAGGUAGCUUGAUACAAAAUGCUGAGAGUCUGGGGUUGGCGUUGCGGUGA
Molecule: messenger RNA, 1500 nt
Organism: Fonsecaea erecta
Lineage: Eukaryota; Fungi; Ascomycota; Eurotiomycetes; Chaetothyriales; Herpotrichiellaceae
Exons: 4
Coding region: 1-1500 (499 amino acids)
Cellular component (GO): cytoplasm; mitochondrion
Molecular function (GO): lipoic acid binding; acetyltransferase activity
Source: RefSeq, a predicted model, not a curated record